ACCGUGUCCCAGCAUGCUCUGCGCCCCGUCGCUGGGUUUGGGACCCCCGCGGAUAGUCUUGGGGUGCGGGCGGCUGAGUGUGGGAGAUUCUCGGGGGGGCGCCAGGGACGGUUGGCCGCUCGUAGGCUGCGGAGACCGCGAAGGCCAUGGCCGCGCCGGCUCAGUUACCUCUGACUUUUGAAGAUGUUGCCAUUUAUUUCUCGGAGCAAGAAUGGCAGGACCUAGAGAUGUGGCAGAAAGAGCUUUACAAGGGUGUCAUGAGGACCAAUUAUGAGACGCUUGUCUUUCUAGAGUAAGUUUUCCAGACCCUACCUAUGGAUUCUUUUCUAAGACAUUACAUUGUUUUCACUGUUACCAAAGAAUCCAUUAAAGACUUUUCAUGGCCUGUACACUGACCCUAAAGAACAUGGAGGAACAGAGGAUCAGGAACCAUCAAGAACCCCCUGGGAACCAGAGGGAAGGUGACUGUCCUGUCAGCUACCAUGACUUCCGGUGUUAGAGAUGGGACGAUGGCUGCUGGUUGUUGGGAUGUGAAGCAGAUGCACUUGUGAGAACACAGCUGACUGGAUAUGUGGUGACGGAGACGUGCUCACACUGGAGUGCAGCCAUGCCUGAGUGGCGUGCCAGUGAGCAGGAGAAGGAACAGAGGGAUUGGGACCGGCUCGUCCUUUCCCACAGCAUCCAGUGAAUGAGCUUUGUUUCAAAAUGGAGACAUCUCAGACACAUAAUUUAAGUUACAGAAUGACAUGAUGGUGCACUUUCCAAACCGGAACUAAUUUCCUGGAUUGAACAGGGAAGAGAGCCCUUCAGGAGCUGGGGAGAAUCACAACCACCAGGAAAUAUGGCUCUCCCCUCUGCUGACCUGCAUUUUGAUCCAGUGAUUGGGGGAGAUCACCAAGCUGUAAAAUCAAGAGAAACUAAAUGUCAUUUCCAAUUAGAUCCUCUUCAGAGCCCGUCUUCUUCCUUUGAAUCCAAAUUGUUAGGAGAAAGGCCUGACCCAGCCCUCAACCGCCCGAGUCCAAAGAGACAAAACACACGGGCACUGCCUGCAGUGACCAGCGAGUCUGCCCAAAAAGAAAGGAUCCCAAGUCACAGUGUUCUGGGUUUCCCUGGCUCUGAGGAAGCCCCUUCCCGGCAAAGCACUCAGCACCCUUGCUCUGCCUUUGGGGAAAGCUUCUGGGAGAAGAACCACUUAGUAAGGCAUCAGAGGAGCCAUUCCAAGGACCUGUCACCUAGGGAUAGGGCCUGGAGGAGGGCCCAGGGGCGCUUCUUCUGCCCAGAGUGUAGGCAGAGCUUCCGCCUGCAGCGGUGUUUGUGGAGACAUCUGGCCGCCCACGGGAGGAAGAGCCCAUUCCAGUGCCCCCAAUGCAAACUGUGCUUCCAUCAGGAGCAGACCCCGCUCAGCCACAGCCUUGGGCACAAGAGGGAGAAGCCUUCCCAUUGCCGGAAGUGUGGUGAGGGCUUUACCACACAGUGCGCGAUCAAGGAGCGGCCUUUCCCGUGCGCCCAGUGCAGCAGGAGCUUCCGCCAGCAGGGACAGCAGCUGCACACGGUCGAGAAGCCCUUCCAGUGUCCGCAGUGCACGCUGAGUUUCUGCUUGCCGAGCGCGCUGAGCACCCAUGCGCGGCAGCAUUGCCGGGAGUGGCCCUUUUCCUGUGGCGAGUGUGGCCGGGGCUUUGCGCACCCCUGCAAGCUCCGCGAGCACCUGCGGGUGCACAGCGGGGAGCGGCCCUUCGCAUGCCCGGAGUGCGGCAAGUGCUUCCGCCUCAAGGGCAUCCUGAAGGCGCACCAGCGAAUACACAGUGCCGAGCGCCCCUUCUCGUGCCCACAGUGUGCUAAGGGCUUUGCGCGCCAGUCCAAGCUCACCGAGCACCUGCGUGUGCACAGCGGUGAACGCCCUUUCCGCUGUCCGGAGUGUGACCGUGGCUUCCGUCUGAAGGGGCAGCUGGUCAGCCACCAGCGCCUGCACACGGGCGAGAGGCCUUUCCGGUGCCCGGAAUGCGACAAGUGCUACCGUGUGAAGGCCGACAUGAAGGCGCAUCAGCUGCUGCACCGCGGGAAGAUGCCCUUCUCCUGCGCCUGUGGCAAGGGCUUUGCCAAGCAGUCCAAGCUCACCGAGCAUGUCCGCACACACACCGGGGAGAAGCCCUUCCAGUGUCCCACCUGUGACAAGCGCUUCCGCUUGAAGGCGCAACUGCUCAGCCACCAAGGCCUGCACACUGGAGAGAGACCCUUCCGCUGCCCUGAGUGUGACAAGAACUUUCGAGAGAGGGGACACAUGCGGAGGCACCAGCGCAUCCACAGACCUGAGAGGCCCUUUGCGUGUGACGACUGCGGGAAGGGCUUCAUCUAUAAAUCUAAGCUGGCUGAGCACAUCAGGGUGCAUGCAAAGGCCUGUCCGGCUCCCAGUGAGUCUGACAUUAAGAAGAGGCUUAGCCAGCUGUUUGCCAUGAUUGAGGCUGACUGGAGCUGAGGCCGGCAGGACACCAGAGCCAGGAAUGGAACUGAUGUCCCCUGAAUCCACAGUUUCGAGGCCAGGGCCAAACCCAUCAUAGACAGUUGAGGAGCAGAGGUGUUUCCUUGGCAAGGGUGUAAUAUAAAUUAGGAAUGCAAGAAAUUAUUAGGGCAACUCUAUUGCCUAUCCUUUGAUUUUAAAAAAAACUAGAUUUGUAACAAAAACAAACAAACAAAAAACCCAGAUUUGUUCCUCCCAUCUUGGAUAGUUUUGACCCAAAUGCUAAGCUAGCUCAAAAAUGCCAGCUUGAAUUAAGACCAAAGGAAACUCCUCCAAUGCUAUUCUCAAAGCUGAAAGGAUAGGGCUGGCUAUUAAAUGUCAUUUUGGCUUAGCUUCUUUUCAGUGGAUGAUUCUAAACUGUGGAUUAAAUGCAGUGAAUUUUGUUUCCAGUCUGAAA
This is a messenger RNA of Heterocephalus glaber (naked mole-rat), 2912 nucleotides long. NCBI's taxonomy places the organism in Eukaryota, Metazoa, Chordata, Mammalia, Rodentia, Bathyergidae. The record is from RefSeq and is a predicted model, not a curated record.